Messenger RNA from Phycomyces blakesleeanus NRRL 1555(-), 801 nucleotides. RefSeq lists its product as hypothetical. Gene Ontology annotation, biological process: lipid homeostasis. The transcript has a single exon. NCBI's taxonomy places the organism in Eukaryota, Fungi, Mucoromycota, Mucoromycetes, Mucorales, Phycomycetaceae. The coding region runs from base 1 to 801 and encodes 266 amino acids. The record is from RefSeq and is a predicted model, not a curated record.
AUGUCUGUGGAUGAACCAACACCUUUGCCUCUGCCUUUGUCUUUGCGCCGUCCAAAGAUCUAUAGUUUUUUGACAUUUGUGCAAUCGGCAUCCGCACUUUCCUUCUCGACAUUUGCAGUCAUCCAUGGUGUACAGAUCGUGAUUGCCGCAAUAAAUGGAGUCGAUUCUGCCAAUCAAUCGCUUUUGUUGGCAAGACCUCUCUAUCAGGACCAGAACUUAGAAGCCGUUUUGGUGACCGGAGCCGCAACCAUACAUGUGCUGGCUGGACUAGUCAAGUCGACCGUCGUCAUCCGACGUCCCUGGAAAACCCUUGUUGCACUAAGCUCACAAGCGCCACACCCACAAUCAAACCUAGAAUCACAAACUCAAACGCAGUUAUUUCGUUUCCAUAGCUUAUCCGGUCUUGUACUCAUACCCCUGGUUGGAUUUCAUCAUCACCUCGUUCGACGCCUUCCGGCUAGAUAUUUUGGAGACUCUGCGUUUGUUGACUUUGGAUUGAUUUCCUGGGGACUUCAGAACCGGGCCUAUUUUACUUGGGGACUCCACACUCUCUUGAUUGGUGCAGCUGUUUACCAUGGAGUGAGUGGUGCAGCAUUAACGUGGAGGCGCGUAUUUGGAACCAAAGCCAAAGCUAAAACCAAAAUCAAAACCAAAAGCUAUUGUUCUUCUGGGCUGACAAAAAAAAUUGUUGGUGCAGGAAUCGGGUGUGCUUUGAUCGCAGGCUUGGUAGCCAUUGGGCGGACCAAAAAGAUUCCUCUGAGAAGAGAAUAUAAAGCUAUUUACGACAUGAUAUCGCUUUAA